This is a messenger RNA of Charadrius vociferus (killdeer), 1536 nucleotides long. RefSeq names its product tubulin, epsilon 1 (gene TUBE1). Gene Ontology annotation, cellular component: microtubule; cytoplasm. The coding region runs from base 1 to 1338 and encodes 445 amino acids. Gene Ontology annotation, molecular function: structural constituent of cytoskeleton; GTP binding. Gene Ontology annotation, biological process: mitotic cell cycle; microtubule cytoskeleton organization. The record is from RefSeq and is a predicted model, not a curated record. The transcript has 11 exons. NCBI's taxonomy places the organism in Eukaryota, Metazoa, Chordata, Aves, Charadriiformes, Charadriidae.
AUGGUGGGGAAAGGAAUUUAUGACGAAGCAUUAAGCAGUUUCUUUAGGAACGUAGAUGCAAGAAAUGGUGGUGAUCGUCCUGAUAUUUACAAAGGAAAGAUCUGCUCUUUAAAAGCACGAGCACUGUUGAUUGACAUGGAGGAGGGUGUGGUAAAUGAAAUUCUGCAGGGACCAUUGAGGGAUGUGUUUGAUAGCAAGCAGCUUAUCACAGAUGUUUCUGGUUCAGGAAACAACUGGGCUGUAGGUCAUAAGCUGUAUGGCUAUCGGUACCGGGAGAGCAUUGUGGAAAAGCUGAGGAAAACUGCAGAACAUUGUGACUGUCUACAGUGUUUUUUUAUAAUUCAUUCUAUGGGAGGUGGGACAGGAUCUGGUCUUGGAACUUUUGUACUGAAUUUGCUUGAGGAUGAAUUCCCAGAAGUAUAUAGAUUUGUUACUUCAGUUUAUCCCUCUGGUGAAGAUGAUGUUAUUACUUCUCCAUAUAACAGUGUUCUGGCUAUGAAGGAGCUUAAUGAACAUGCAGACUGUGUGCUACCAAUAGAGAAUGAAUCUCUGUUUGAUAUAGUUAAUAAAAUUCAUCAGAUGGUCAAUUCUGGGAAACUAGGGUCAACUGUGAAGCAAAACAGCUUGGUAACAUCAAGUGCAGGUGGUGUAAAAACUGUACAAGAGAAGCCAUUUGACGCAAUGAAUAAUAUCGUAGCCAACUUGCUGCUGAACCUGACAAGCUCUGCUAGGUUUGAAGGUUCCCUUAACAUGGAUCUUAAUGAAAUCAGCAUGAACUUGGUUCCAUUUCCUCGACUUCAUUACUUGGUUUCAAGCUUGACUCCUUUGUAUACAUUAGCUGAUGUUAAUGUACCUUCUAGAAGGUUGGAUCAGAUGUUUUCAGAUGCUUUUAGUAGAGAUCAUCAACUAAUUCAGGCAGAUCCAAAGCAUAGCCUCUACCUUGCCUGUGCACUUCUCGUUCGAGGAAAUGUGCAAGUUUCAGACCUUCGCAGAAAUAUUGAAAGGUUGAAGCCUUCCCUGCACUUUGUGUCCUGGAAUCAAGAGGGCUGGAAAACUGGUUUGUGUUCAGUACCUCCUGUGGGCCAUUCCCAUUCCCUUCUGGCUUUAGCAAACAACACCUGUGUAAAACCGACUUUCAUUGAACUCAAAGACAAAUUUAUGAAGCUCUACAAGAAAAAGGCACACCUUCACCAUUAUCUGCAUAUAGACGGGAUGGAGCAAAGCUGUUUUUCUGAAGCCAUAUCAUCUUUGUCUGAUCUAAUAGAAGAGUACAAUGAACUGGAUGCCACAAAAGGCGGGCCUAGAACAGAUCCAUCAAGACUGAAGAUAGCUGCUUAAAGAAGGAAGAACUGAUUUUUUUAUAAAAGAAAAAAAAAUCUAAGCAUCCAACCACUUCAGCUAACCAGAAUGAACUGCAGCAUGCCUAACUACUGUAAUUCCAAAGUGAGACUGGGACAACAGAUUCCUCAGCUCUGAGAGGUGUCAUAUUAAGUGACAGGCCCAGCCUGUAAGAAAGAUUUGAAGGCAGCUAAUUAU